CGGGGUUCCGCGCGGGGCACGGCGGGAGCCGCACGUGGGCACCGGCGGAAACCGCGCGGGGCCAGCGGGAUCGGGAACGGCACCGGGAUCGGGGCCAUUGGGAUCGCCCCCGGGAUCGGACCCACUGGGUCCGCCCCCGGGCGCCGGCGCCUCCGGAAUUGGCACCCCUGCGACCGCCAGCCCCGCAGCCGCCCCGCGCCAGUGAAGCCAGAAGGCUGGAAUUAGGAAGGCAGUGAAUGGAAUACACAAUGGCUGAUCCACACCUAGUGAGGCAGAGGCUCCAGAGGCGCCUGGAAGCUGUGUCAGCGCGGCAGCAGCUAGCCCUGCAACGGAACCAGGCCCUGUGCCAGGAAUUCCUGCAGCUGGAGGCUCACAUGGAAGCCACAGGCUGGGAGAGCAUCCGAAAGAUGGAAGAACGGUAUGGUAGGGAAAUUAAAAACCUGUUAUCCCUUCAAGAGGGCAGCUUGUCAGCAGGAGGUGACAAGGAGGAAGGACCCAGCGAGCAGGUGCUGCAGGCCGGAGGACAGGUGGAAAUUGGCACCGAUACAGCUGUGCCAGGAGGACUGGGCUAUCCAGCAGCUGCCUUGCUGGGCUGCCCCACAUCAGCUGCCUUGGCCACAGGAGGUUUGGGCUCGCAGCAGGAGCCCCCUCUGCGCUCCCCAUCCCCUGAUGGGCUCAGUCCUGAGACCGGCAACGCUGCUGGAGAGAGUGAGGAGGGAGCAGCAGGACACAGGGACCUGGCUGCCAGUGAAGAAGGCUCUGAGCAGCUCACCUCAGCGUUUGGUGCCAAAGCAGUCCCCCCGAGGCCAGGAAGUGUUCCAGGGGCAAAGCCUAGCAUGAGCAGCUGGUGGGCUUGCAGGGAGGGGAGCAGAGCCAAGCUCCCAGUCCCUGCUGGUGCUGAGGAGGAGGCAAGACCAAAAGUUCCCAGCAUGCGGCAGGAGCGGGGCAGGGAUACCCAGGCUCCAGAGUGCUCCCUGCUGCCCCCACCAAACCCUUCUGCAGCCCAGGAGAAGCCCUUGGACAGCUCAGCACCACGCAGGCCCGGCGGGAUGCGGGCUGAGCUCUUGGAGCUCUGCCACGCGCUGCAGCUCCUGGAGGGCCUGGUGGAGAGGAUGAGUCCCCGGCACCGGGCACUGUACCAGGGCCAGCCCUCGGGGACAGCGGAGCUGCCCAGUGCUUAUGCUGGGGCCAGUGGGCUGGCUCAGUGUGACCUUGAGGUGAUGGAAGCUGUGGUGCUCCAGCAGCUCCAGGCCGUGUCCCAGUGCGCAUGGAACAGGAGCCUUCCACCAGAGAACACUGGCGAGGCUGUGAGCAGAGCAGGGCACGAGGAGCACACCAGGGACACAGACAUCCUGUGGACUCUCCUGAGCCGCCAUGGCUUGUUCCUGAAGCAGCACUGGGUUCAGCUCCCGGAGUGGGUGGCAGAGAUGUUUGAGCAGCUGCUGGCUUCGGGAGAUGAGGAGCAGGACCACCAGACUGUGCUGGAACUGAGAGAGGCCCUUCCAGGAGAGUGUGGGGAUGAGCCACCUGUCCAGAGUGAUGAAUCCUCUCUCGGCCUGCCAUCGAUCCAGACCAACGAUGGGGAAGGAAAGCAGGGGGAACUGGCACAGCGAGAACCAGGUGGGGAUCGUGGCCACGACAGUCCUGAAGGAAGCAACAGUUUGGGAACGCAUUUGGAAAGCAGCUCCUUGUCGGAUGGAAGUGCUCCUCCCUUCUCCAGGACUGAAUUGCAGAAGGAAACAGUAACUGCCAUAAAAUCCAAAGCAUUCUGGGGCGAAUCUGACGACAGCUGCUCUGAGCUCGAGGCUGCUUUGUGCCCACAGUCCCAUGGCACAGAUUCAGAUGACUUUGAUGACUUCUAUGACUGAGAUUCUCCCACUGGCUUUUGGGAAGAAACAAACUGUUUUCUUUUACACAGUGAGUGUGCCACAGGCUGAAGCACUGCCUGUCACUUAAUUGGCAAAGAAAAUUUAAAUACCAAAUAAACAUAAUGGAUCCUA
Vidua macroura (Pin-tailed whydah) is the source of this 2000-nucleotide messenger RNA. It is a transcript of the gene KIZ, whose product is annotated as kizuna centrosomal protein. Lineage: Eukaryota; Metazoa; Chordata; Aves; Passeriformes; Viduidae. The coding region runs from base 237 to 1868 and encodes 543 amino acids. Gene Ontology annotation, cellular component: centrosome. The record is from RefSeq and is a predicted model, not a curated record. The transcript is spliced from 13 exons. Gene Ontology annotation, biological process: spindle organization.